This is a messenger RNA of Dentiscutata erythropus, 3111 nucleotides long. The record is from the annotation of a GenBank genome assembly. NCBI's taxonomy places the organism in Eukaryota, Fungi, Glomeromycota, Glomeromycetes, Diversisporales, Gigasporaceae.
AUGGCUAUACAACAAGAUUCCAAACCUGCCUUACCCCCUCGUCCAACUGUUAUUAAUGAGACUGGGUUUUCCGGAUGUGCCAAGACUCCGCCUUCUUGGCUUACCGCGUUGGUGCAUCAUAAUGAAGGAAAUAAAAAACACGUGCACGAAUUUUUUUUAUCUGAAUGUUUUGCUAACGAACCCGAGACUGUUUUAAUAUGCAAGAAGUGUCACAAACGAUUUAUAUUGUCCACAUCAAUAUCAACACAAACCGAUGAGACUACUAGUCAAAUUAAUUUUGAUCGUGGCAUGUGUGCUGUUAAUUUAGAAAAUAAAUUACAUCAUCUCCAUACCACAAUUUCAACAAAGACAAAUGUAGCUUCUCAGUGUUGCUAUUGUAAUUUCACUGUAAAUGUUGAGAUUCAUGAACCUUACAUUGAGAUUCAGAUCUUUGAUGAUUUGCAAAAAACAAGGCACAUUCCCACCUAUUCUAAUAUUACAAGGAAAACUAAUGGCUUCGAAAAUGGGCCUUCGAUAAAUUUAUUUGACACUCUCGAUCUUUUAUCAAAGAUAAUUACAAAGUUAAUUAAUAAUGCUGAUAAUGCUGAUGGAGGAAUAAGAUUAAAUGUAAAUUCAAAGGUAUUUACUUCAAAGGUUGGCUAUGAUAAUGCGAGCAAGGCCUUUUUUGAUAAGCUUGGGUAUGAAUUGGUGGAUGAUCAAUAUAUGGAGCCACCACCGCUUACGGAUGAAUAUACUGUAAAAUUAAAACAUGUAAAAGAACAAAUAGAAAUGAAGACGAUUGAGAUACAUGAGAAGGCAUCUGGACAAUUUUCUACUUCAUAUAAAGAACCAUACGAAAAGUUGGAGACUAUUCUUGGAACGAAAUAUGAACAACGACAACACCGCACCCUUUCGUCAUUCGAUCCUACAAAUGCAAUCCGUUCACCAUCUCCUAGCUGCACGACAUUAGGGUGUGUGUCAGACAUGGAUGAUAAAACUCUUGAAUGGGCUUAUUUAAAAGCCAUUGAAGAAUCACCGGAAAAAAUUCCCGAAUAUUUGCAAGCAAUAUAUGAAGCGUCGAAAGAAAGAAAAAGCGAACAACUAGAGCAGUUGGUUGCAGUGCAAAAAUCAUUAGGCAAUUUUAGUCAAGAUGAUGUUAGUGAGGCAUACAGUGUCAUGAAAGCGAAUCCUAAUGUUUCUGAUGAACAACUUAUAGAUGCAUACAAGUAUUACACUGGCGGUGCAUCUGCAAAAAAGUAUUGUGAUUCUUUAUUAAUCAUCGGAAAAUUUAGGCGUAGCGAAACGAUAAAUAAAUUUCUUAUCGAAGAAGGUUCAAAUGAAGUCGAUAUGACUGAUUAUUUCAGUGAUAUGCCAGUCGGUCUGGAUAACAUUGGAAAUACAUGCUAUCUGAACUCUCUGUUACAAUACUAUUUUACAAUUCGAAAUCUACGGGAGGCCGUUUUAUCGGCUGAUACGUCGUCUAUUAAUGGUUUAGAUAACAAUUGGGAGUCACUUACCAGUGGAGGAAGAAAAGUUUCAAAAUCUGAAGUUGAAAGAGCCAAGAAAUUUGUCAGUCUUUUGCGUGAUCUUUUUAUUGAUUUGAUGCAAACAUCAUAUCAAUCUAUUGCUCCAAAUACUGAUCUAGCAUACUUGGCACUUGUUAAUGCUAAAAAUGACGAUGAAUAUAAGGAGACGACUAAAUCACCUAUGGAUACUUCUACAAACUCUGAUAUGGUUAUGGAUGAUUCAAGUCCAGGUCCCUCUGCUCCAGCAACUGCAUCUGCAAUGAAUUUAUCCGAUUCUAGCUCGAGUCCUCCAGAAAUUGAGGAGGUAUUAAUGUCUGGUGUAUCGCCUAACUGUACAGAUCAAGACCCACUAUAUCGAUCAACUAAUGGACAAUAUCAAACGGAGAGUGAUGCUAGCAUUUUACAUUCAUUAAAAGGGAAGGAAAAGGAAGAUAAUUUUUCAACUGCGAAAACAUAUGGUCCUCAUUUGCCUGAUGAUUCACUUACAACUACUAAAGAAGAUAAAAUAAAGACCGCAUCUUCAAUGUUAUUUGGUAAACAACAAGAUGUAACGGAGUGUAUGGACAAUGUAAUGUUCCAGCUUCAGGCUGCAUUAAAGGUUACCAUGCCUGAUCAAAAUGGCGAGCAACAAAACAUUGUGGAAAGUUUGUUUUAUGGCCAAACACGACAAGUUCUUCAGUAUAAAGACCAACACACGGGCGGACUUGUUCAAAAUAUAAAAGAAGAACAAUUCAAUCAUUUGAUAUCCUUAAUAUUUCUUUUUCCAUUCGUCGUUUCUGAAGGUCGUGAUUUGUAUGAUGGGCUUGAUGUUUGUUUCGAUACAUCAACGGUUGAAUUUGAUGGCACUCAGGCGCAACGAGAUGUUACUCUCACAAGGCUACCACCAAUACUACAAAUACAAGUGCAACGGGUUCAAUUUGAUCGAUCCACGUCAAAUGUUUAUAAAUCAAAUGCCUACCUUCGUUUAGAACCGACUAUAUAUCUUGACAGAUAUUUAGAUAAGCAUCAUGAACACUUAAGAGAAAGGCGCAUACGUGCGCACGAGAUGAAACAAGAGAUCGAAUUAUUACAAACGGAACUCAAAGAUCUCACACAGGAUAAGACGACAUUUUUGCCCACCGUUGACCUACUUAAAUUCACCAGCGAAUUUGUUCAAUCGAUCAAAGAUGAUGAUUCCGAUUUUAUUAUCGAUGAAAAUUUCGAUUGGCGAUUGCCAGAAAUAGAACAAGAAAGACAACGUGUUAAUAAAAGGAUUGACGGUAAUUUUAUUCAUAAUGUUCAUUUUUUAGGCCAUUCUGAUGCCAAUUUUUAUACAGAUAUUCAACAUAGAAUUUUCUUAUUGAGAACCGAAUUGAAGGAACUCUACAAAGACAUGACAGAAUGUGUAUAUAGAUUGUACGCAGUAUUUAUACACAGUGGUCAAGCAACGUUUGGUCAUUACUGGAUAUAUAUUUAUGAUUUUGAAAAAAAUCGGUGGCUAAAAUAUAAUGAUUCAUACGUGACGAAGGUUGAUGAUUAUGAAGUAUUUGCAGAUACAACUGGUAAAUCAGCAAACCCUUAUUGCAUGGUUUAUGUACGAGCGCAAGGUAACGUUUGCAUUUAUUAA